CAUCAAUCGAAAAAUGUGAAUAAAAUGAACGAUACUUAACGUAGAAAAAAGUGAGUAAUACCAUGGCAAAAACACAAUCCAACACACAAUUGAGUAAACAGCUCUCAUGGCUACUGCGUCAUGGCGCCCAAAAAGAGGGAAUCGCAAUACAGCCAGAAGGUUUUGUCUGUGUCACUGAUAUUCAACGGCAUCCACGCUAUGGCGCCAACUUUAGCCUAGAAAAACUAAAGGAACUUGUGGCCGCAGACGCUAAGCAACGAUAUACACUGCGCUGCAAUCCCGUGACAGGAGCUCAAGAGAUACGCGCCAAUCAAGGACAUUCGCUGGGCGCUGUGACGUCGGAGGCGUGCUUAGAGCGCAUACAAAGCAUAGAGCAGUUGCCGCCAGGGGCUGUUGUGGUCCAUGGCACCUACUAUCGUCACUGGGAGCGCAUCAAGAGCGAGGGUCUAAAGCGCAUGCAACGCAAUCAUGUUCACUUCGCUGUGCUCAACAACAGCGAGGGUGAUAAACGUGGUGUCAUCAGUGGAUUCCGUGGAGAUUGCCAGCUGCUGAUCUAUUUGAAUGUGGCCAAGGUGUUGGAGCAUCAGCUUGAGCUAUUCCGUUCGAGCAACAAUGUUGUGCUUUGCGCCGGAAUCGAGGGCAGCAUUCUAACGGAAUAUUUCCAACGUGUUGUCGAUCGACGCACGGGGAAAUCGUUGUUAAUUUAGU
Molecule: messenger RNA, 708 nt
Organism: Drosophila nasuta
Lineage: Eukaryota; Metazoa; Arthropoda; Insecta; Diptera; Drosophilidae
Gene: Tpt
Product: tRNA 2'-phosphotransferase
Exons: 2
Coding region: 63-707 (214 amino acids)
Biological process (GO): tRNA splicing, via endonucleolytic cleavage and ligation
Molecular function (GO): tRNA 2'-phosphotransferase activity
Source: RefSeq, a predicted model, not a curated record